AGCCCUGGCUUCCCCCUUCACAGGAAGAGGUAUGAGCCUCCCAUGGGAGCGCUGGCAACAGGCAUGGGGGGGUGUAAUGGGACGUGUUACCUUCUCUUUGCAGGGAAGCAGGAUGGAUGAACAACGAUGCUCCUUCCCACCACCCCUCAAAACAGAGGAGGACUACAUUCCCUAUCCGAGCGUCCAUGAGGUCCUGGGACGAGAAGGACCUUUCCCCCUCAUCCUGCUGCCCCAGUUCGGGGGCUACUGGAUUGAAGGCACCAACCACGAAAUCACCAGCAUCCCGGAGACAGAGCCGCUGCAGUCACCCACGACCAAGGUGAAGCUCGAGUGCAACCCCACAGCCCGCAUCUACCGGAAGCACUUUCUUGGCAAGGAGCAUUUCAAUUACUACUCACUGGACACUGCCCUGGGCCACCUUGUUUUCUCACUCAAGUACGAGGUCAUCGGGGACCAGGAGCACCUGCGGUUGCUGCUCAGGACCAAGUGCCGGACACACCAUGAUGUCAUCCCCAUCUCCUGCCUCACUGAGUUCCCCAAUGUGGUCCAGAUGGCAAAGCUGGUGUGUGAAGAUGUGAAUGUGGAUCGAUUCUACCCUGUGCUCUACCCCAAGGCUUCCCGCCUCAUCGUCACCUUUGAUGAGCAUGUUAUCAGCAAUAACUUCAAGUUUGGAGUCAUUUAUCAGAAGCUGGGGCAGACCUCCGAGGAAGAGCUCUUCAGCACCAAUGAGGAGAGCCCUGCCUUCGUGGAGUUUCUUGAAUUUCUCGGCCAGAAGGUCAAACUGCAGGACUUUAAAGGGUUCCGAGGAGGCCUGGACGUGACCCACGGGCAGACGGGGACCGAGUCUGUGUACUGCAACUUCCGCAACAAGGAGAUCAUGUUUCACGUGUCCACCAAGCUGCCCUACACAGAAGGGGACGCCCAGCAGUUGCAGCGGAAGCGGCACAUCGGGAACGACAUUGUCGCUGUAGUCUUCCAGGAUGAGAACACACCCUUUGUGCCUGACAUGAUUGCAUCCAACUUCCUGCAUGCCUAUGUGGUGGUGCAGGCCGAGGGCGGGGGGCCCGAUGGCCCGCUCUACAAGGUCUCUGUCACCGCUAGAGACGACGUGCCCUUCUUUGGGCCCCCCCUCCCGGACCCUGCUGUGUUCAGGAAGGGGCCUGAGUUCCAGGAGUUUUUGCUGACAAAGCUGAUCAAUGCUGAAUAUGCCUGCUACAAGGCAGAGAAGUUUGCCAAACUGGAGGAGCGGACACGGGCUGCCCUCCUGGAGACGCUCUAUGAGGAACUGCACAUCCACAGCCAGUCCAUGAUGGGCCUGGGCGGUGACGAGGACAAGAUGGAGAAUGGCGGCGGGGGCGGCGGAUUCUUCGAGUCUUUUAAGCGGGUCAUCCGGAGCCGCAGCCAGUCCAUGGAUGCCAUGGGACUAAGCAACAAGAAACCCAACACCGUGUCCACCAGCCACAGCGGGAGCUUUGCCCCCAACAACCCCGACCUGGCCAAGGCAGCUGGAAUAUCAUUGCUUAUUCCUGGGAAAAGCGCGAGUAGAUUCGGACGCCGGGGCAGUGCCAUAGGCAUAGGAACGGUGGAAGAGUCACUGAUCGUCCCUGGGAAGAGCCCCACGAGGAAGAAGUCGGGCCCGUUUGGCUCUCGCCGCAGCAGCGCCAUCGGGAUCGAGAAUAUACAGGAAGUGCAGGAGAAAAGGGAGAGUCCCCCCGCCGGCCAGAAGACCCCAGACAGCGGGCACGUCUCACAAGAGCCCAAGUCGGAGAACUCAUCCACUCAGAGCUCCCCAGAGAUGCCCACGACCAAGAACAGAGCGGAGACGGCAGCCCAGAGAGCCGAGGUGCUGAAGGACUUCUCCCGCUCCUCGUCCAGUGCCAGCAGCUUCGCCAGCGUGGUGGAGGAGACCGAGGGUGUGGACGCGGAUGACACAGGCCUGGAGAGCGUCUCGUCCUCAGGGACGCCCCACAAGCGGGACUCCUUCAUCUAUAGCACGUGGCUGGAGGAUAGUGUCAGCACCACGAGUGGGGGCAGCUCCCCAGGACCCUCCCGGUCACCCCAUCCCGACGCCAGCAAGUCGGGGGACCCUGCGUGUCCCGAGAUCAAGAUCCAGCUGGAGGCAUCUGAGCAGCACACGCCCCAGCUGGGCUGUUAGCCAGGCUCCAGCUCUGAAGGUGAAACUGAGCAGGUGAGGCCGCAGAAGCACAAGGUGAAGACGCAGUGUCAACUCCAGGUGGAUAGGACCUCUGCCCCCACGGCCAGCACCAGCCUGUGGGCUGUCCCCUGCCCCCGCCUUGGCCACCUGUCUGGACUGUCUCUGCGGGGCGGAGCCAUCCGGACCCAGGAGGGGGAAGCUGCUGGCAUCAUCCCCACCCCCCAGGCUGGGACAGGCAGUGGUCAGUUGAAGCAGAACUCCAGGCCUGGCCUGCCCCCGCUCUGGGC
Panthera uncia (snow leopard) is the source of this 2442-nucleotide messenger RNA. It is a transcript of the gene RAP1GAP, whose product is annotated as RAP1 GTPase activating protein. Gene Ontology annotation, cellular component: membrane; cytoplasm. The transcript is spliced from 22 exons. The record is from RefSeq and is a predicted model, not a curated record. Gene Ontology annotation, molecular function: GTPase activator activity. Gene Ontology annotation, biological process: activation of GTPase activity; regulation of small GTPase mediated signal transduction. NCBI's taxonomy places the organism in Eukaryota, Metazoa, Chordata, Mammalia, Carnivora, Felidae. The coding region runs from base 32 to 2155 and encodes 707 amino acids.